UGAAUCUACUACUCAACUUUAGCUGCAAGUAGAAGCAGAAGAUAUGGAAUGUGAAUACUUUGUUUAUCAUGGGAUUGGUUAGAUGGAAAGUAGUUGUUGAUUAUUCAAAGUUAUCUCUGCACAAGCAACAUGGAAUAUAAAAUCUCUAAUAAAUAAUUAAAAAAUAGACACACUUUUGUUUUAUUUAAUGUGAAUGGAGAGAUAGUGAUUCUACAGGUCAAUGUGGUCUAUGAUUUGUCUUUUUUAAACUGCGGUCUAGAGGGCUUAUUAUAAUAAUUUAAAAUAUAUAAAAUAAGUUAGCCUCCAUGGACCAUGGAUGCAUCCAAGAGGUUUCGUAUCUGAUUCUCAAGUUAUGGCUAUGCAGCUAUAACCAGAGCAAGCCCUUUGUCAAUAGGACAAACUCUAAGCUCUCCUGACGGAUCUUACGAGUUCGGUUUCUUCAGUCCUAACAAUUCUCGGAAUCAGUAUGUUGGUGUCUGGUUCAAGAACAUCACUCCUCAGGUCGUUGUCUGGGUGGGUAACAGAGACAAGCCAGUCACAAAAACACCGGCGAAUCUCACUCUCAGCACCAAUGGGAGCCUUGUCCUGCUCGAGGGAGAAGAACAAGAUCUUGUCUGGUCCAUAGGAGAAACUUUCUCAUCUAACGAACUCCGCGGCGAGCUUUUAGACAAUGGCAAUUUCGUCCUGGUUGAUGCAGUUUCCGGAAGAAUCUUAUGGCAAAGCUUUGAGCAUCUCGGUGAUACUAUGCUACCUCAAUCAUCUGUGAUGUAUAAUGUUCCUAAUAACAACAAACGUGUGUUGUCUUCCUGGAAAAGCCCCACAGAUCCUUCAUCUGGAGAGUUCAUAGCUGAGCUUACCACACAGCUACCUCCACAAGGCUUUAUAAUGAGAGGAACAAUACCCUACUGGAGAGGCGGUCCAUGGGCGAGGGAAAGGUUCACCGGCACACCGGAGAUGGAUGACUCACAUGUAAGCCAGUUCAGCGUUUCUCAAGACGCGUCAGCCGGGACAGGCUUUUUGACUUAUUCAUUACAAAGAAACUCUAACUUGUCGUACACUACGCUGACACCAGAGGGAUCGUUGAAGAUUCGUUGGCACGAUGGCUCUGGUUGGGUUACUGACUUUGAGGCACCAGUAAGCUCGUGUGAUGUUUACAAUACAUGUGGGCCUUAUGGGCUUUGUGUGAGAUCUAAUCCUCCAAAGUGUGAAUGCUUGAAAGGGUUUAUACCAAGAUCAGAUGAGGAGUGGAAUAGAAGGAACUGGACUGGUGGUUGUGUGAGAAGAACAGACUUGUCUUGUCGUGUGAACUCUUCUGUAACAACAACAACACAAGGCAAUGGUGCAGACGUCUUUGACGUUGUUGCAAAUGUAAAGCCUCCGGAUUUUUAUGAGUAUCUGAGCUUGAUCAAUGCUGAGGAGUGUAGCCAGCGUUGUCGUGGAAACUGUUCUUGCAUGGCGUUUUCCUUCGUUGAUCAGAUUGGAUGCUUGGUGUGGUACCGUGAGCUUGUCGAUGUGAUGCAGUUUUCUGCUGGAGGAGAAGUUCUUUCAAUCCGUCUUGCAAGUUCUGAGUUGGGUGGAAGCAAUCGAACCAAGAUUAUUGUGGCUAGCGCUGUCAGCGUUUGUGUUUUCAUGAUCAUGGUUUUAGCCUCUUACUGGUUCUGGCGGAGGAGACACAAAGCAAAACAAAAUGACUCAACUCCUACAACAAUGGAGACUUCAGAAGAUGCAUGGGAGGAAGAACUGAAACAACAAGAUGUAUACUUCUUUGAGAUGCAAACAAUACUAGCUAUCACUGAUAACUUCAGCAUCGAAAAGAAGCUUGGUCAAGGUGGGUUUGGUCCAGUUUAUAAGGGAAAGCUGCAAGAUGGGAAGGAAAUAGCUAUAAAACGGCUUUCUAGCAGUUCCGGACAGGGAAAACAGGAGUUCAUGAAUGAGAUAGUACUCAUCUCUAAGCUCCAACAUAGAAACUUGGUUCGGCUUAUGGGAUGCUGCAUCGAAGGAGAGGAAAAGCUUUUGAUUUAUGAGUUCUUGGUGAACAAAAGCCUCAACACCUUUAUCUUUGAUUCGACGAAAAAGCUUGAGCUUGAUUGGCCCAAGCGGUUUGAAAUCAUUCAAGGUAUCGCUUGUGGACUUCUCUAUCUUCACCGUGACUCAUGUCUCAGGGUUGUGCACCGUGAUUUGAAGGUCAGCAACAUCCUUUUGGAUGAGGAAAUGAACCCAAAAAUAUCAGAUUUUGGAUUAGCUCGGAUGUUUCAAGGAACACAACACCAAGCCAACACUCGCAGGGUUGUUGGAACUCUAGGAUACAUGUCUCCAGAGUAUGCAUGGACAGGAAUGUUCUCUGAGAAAUCAGACAUCUAUGCAUUUGGAGUUCUUCUACUUGAAAUCAUAACGGGAAAGAGGAUCUCCAGUUUCACCAUUGGAGAGGAAGGCAAGAGUCUUCUUGAAUAUACAUGGGAUUGUUGGAGAGAAAGUGGUGGAGCGGAUCUACUGGAUCAAGAUAUAUCCAGUUCAGGUUCUGAUACGGAAGUAGCGAGAUGUGUUCAGAUUGGUUUGCUGUGUAUUCAACAGCAAGCGUUGGAUAGACCCAACAUUGCACAAGUCAUGUCAAUGCUUACUACAGAAAUGGAUCUUCCUGAACCAAAACAACCGGUUUUUGCAUUGCAGAUUCAAGAGAGUGAUUCAGAUUCCAAGACUAUGUAUUCUGUGAAUGAGAUAACACAAACAGAUAUAUUUGGUCGAUAA
Molecule: messenger RNA, 2745 nt
Organism: Brassica rapa (field mustard)
Lineage: Eukaryota; Viridiplantae; Streptophyta; Magnoliopsida; Brassicales; Brassicaceae
Product: G-type lectin S-receptor-like serine/threonine-protein kinase At1g61370
Biological process (GO): recognition of pollen; protein phosphorylation
Cellular component (GO): plasma membrane
Molecular function (GO): ATP binding; protein serine/threonine kinase activity
Source: RefSeq, a predicted model, not a curated record